GUAAGUCUUCUGCAGUAACAACCAACCUGCGACGACAAUGGCAAAACUUUUCUUCUAUACAAACUCCUUUCUCAUCCUCUUGCUCUCAGAGAUUGUCCAAACCGCGCCGCAGCAAUACUGCAAACCUAUCCCAGGCUCUACAGACUGGCCAUCCCCUUCUACAUGGCAAGCCCUAAACACAUCCGUCUCAGGCCGCCUCAUUGCGCCUGUUCCCCCAGGCCUGGUGUGCCAGACAAACAGCUCGGUUCACAGCGCCACAGCUUGCACACAGCUCUUGAAUGAAUGGGGCAAUUCGUCAUUUCACGCUGACGAUCCAUUCACCGUCGACUAUAACGACGAGUCGUGUCUUCCAUACCCGCGGGCACCUUGCUCUCCAGAGCCUCUGCCUGCGUACGUGGUUAAUGCAACCGGUGCGGCAGACGUUCAGGCAGCCGUUUCGUUCGCCUCCAAGACAGGCGUGAGACUAAUAGUCAAGGCGACCGGACAUGACUUUCUAGGACGAUCAUCCGGUCGUGGGACCCUCUCAAUAUACAUGCAUAAUAUUAGAGGCGUUAAUAUCGCUAUAGGCGACCCCCUCGCAAAACGCUACGGAGGUAUCGCGUCCGUCAAGAUCGCCGCAGGAAUGCGCUUCAGAGAGAUUUACAGCGCCGUCUCCGCGUACAACUUAACUAUUGUCGGCGGAUCCGAUCCAGAUGUCGGGAUUGGAGGUUGGACGAUGGGAGCUGGCCACUCCCCGAUCAGUAGCGUGUACGGCCUCGGGGCAGACCAAGUGCUCGAAAUGGACGUCGUGACCGCGAACGGGACGCGCUUAACUGUUAACGAGGAUUCCUAUCCGGACUUAUUCUGGGCAAUAAGAGGCGGCGGUGGUUCGACCUUCGCAGUCCUCCUCUCCGUCACCGUGCGAGCGUAUCCUUCCCUUCCAGGGACGAUUUACACCUUCAGCUAUAACACGACCGCUAACACCGACACGUUUUGGUCACUGGUGGCCUAUUUCCAUAAUCAACUGCCCGACCUCUCCGACGCCGGCGUUAUGGGCUACUACUAUAUAGAGCCCGAUAAUAGCGCUACGCAGCCCGACCCUCGACAAGGCACGAUCUAUGGGUUAUGGUUCGUUGCGAAUAAAACCGUGGCGCAGACACGACAGAUCUUAGCACCCUUUGAGUAUAACCUCACGAGCAAUAUAUUUAAUUGGACCGAUCCAAUCCUGACGAGCAAUGACGCCUUUUACGUCCCAGACUUCAUCAAAGCCUGGCUGGCCCUCAACCCACCUCAAUCAGUCGGCACUGACGUCCGUCUCGGCUCUCGGCUCCUCGACCGUAAAGCCCUUAAGUCUAACCCGAUAACCCUGAAAAGACUGCUGCAGCAGUCGAGCGCCGCGAAUCCGCAGUCCACGACUCUUGGUAACCUUAUCGCCGGUCAGGGCGUUAAGAACGUCAGAAAUGGCAUCCCGGGCGGAGGUAACGCCGUCCUCCCUGCCUGGCGCCACGACGUCUACACGCACUUAAUCCUCCCACGGAUGUGGCCCUACCUCAACGAAACCGCUAAACUUGCAACGACGACGUACCUAAGAGACGUUGAGACGCAGGCCCUACGAGACCUCGCGCCCGAUACAGGGGCGUACGUCAACGAAGCGGACCCGACGGAGCCGGACUGGCAAAAGACGUUCUGGGGCGACAAUUACCUGAGACUGCUGUCGUUAAAGAGACAGUGGGAUCCGAAGGGUGUGUUCUGGUGCAUUCCUUGUGUGGGACACGCGGACGGGUGGACCGUGAAGAGUGAUCUGGGUGUGGAGGGCGCAAUCGGCCAGAAUGAAGGCAGAAUUUGCAAGACUACAUAGGAGGCGGUACUCGCGGCGAUUGAGUCGUCAAUGAUGGCAAUCUGGCCGUAGAUCCUCGUUCGAUGAAUGAUUGACAGGUCUUCACACACAGGUGUAGUCUCCUCUGGCCUCUAAAUAUACAGCUCUAUAACCCCG
Molecule: messenger RNA, 1972 nt
Organism: Cladophialophora immunda
Lineage: Eukaryota; Fungi; Ascomycota; Eurotiomycetes; Chaetothyriales; Herpotrichiellaceae
Exons: 3
Coding region: 38-1837 (599 amino acids)
Molecular function (GO): oxidoreductase activity; FAD binding
Source: RefSeq, a predicted model, not a curated record